Suricata suricatta (meerkat) is the source of this 2159-nucleotide messenger RNA. RefSeq names its product tRNA methyltransferase 1 (gene TRMT1). Gene Ontology annotation, biological process: tRNA N2-guanine methylation. The transcript is spliced from 17 exons. The record is from RefSeq and is a predicted model, not a curated record. Lineage: Eukaryota; Metazoa; Chordata; Mammalia; Carnivora; Herpestidae. Gene Ontology annotation, molecular function: metal ion binding; RNA binding. The coding region runs from base 104 to 2125 and encodes 673 amino acids. Gene Ontology annotation, cellular component: nucleus.
GCCAACAUGGCGUCGCCCAGGUCCUAAUCUGGGAAACGUGCACCCAGGCUACUUCGGUCCUGUGCGCCGGGUGCGACGGCUUGGCAAGGAGAGGCCCCCGCGGAUGCCCCGUGCGAGGAUCGUUCUGUGGCUGAGUCUGACUCUCCGCUCCGCCCGCAGUCUCUGCAGAGCCCGGUAUAUGGAGGGGUACCCGCAAGGGCCGCCGCACCCGGCCGAAAUGGAGAACGGCUCCGAGCCGUGCGGAGAAGAGCGCGCACCCGAGGCCCAGGAGACAGUAGUCACCGAGGGGGCCGCCAAGAUAGCCUUCCCCAGCGCCAACGAAGUCUUCUACAACCCAGUGCAAGAGUUCAACAGGGACCUGACAUGUGCCGUGAUCACCGAGUUUGCUCGCAUUCAGCUUGGGGCCAAAGGAAUCCAGAUCAAGGUGCCAGGUGAGAAGGACGUGCAAAAGGUGGUUGUGGACUUGUCAGAGCAAGAGGAGGAAAAGGCUGAACUGAAAGACGGUGCACCCGUGGCCCCCGGAGACCAACCUCGAACAGCUGGCGUCGGGGAGAUCUGUGAGGAGGGCCUUCGAGUGCUGGAGGGUCUGGCAGCCUCGGGCCUCCGUUCCAUUCGCUUUGCACGAGAGGUGCCUGGACUCCGGUGUGUGGUCGCCAACGAUGCCUCUGCCCGAGCCGUGGAUCUCAUGUGCCGCAACGUGCAGCUCAACGGUGUGGCCCACCUGGUGCAUCCGAGGCAGGCAGAUGCCCGGACGCUGAUGUACCAGCACCAGCGGGCAUCAGAACGGUUUGACGUCAUCGACCUGGACCCCUACGGCAGCCCUGCCCCCUUCCUGGACGCAGCUGUGCAGGCAGUGAGCGACGGAGGUCUGCUGUGCGUCACCUGCACGGACAUGGCAGUGCUGGCGGGGAACAGUGGAGAGACCUGUUACAGCAAGUACGGAGCCAUGGCCCUCAAGAGCCGGGCCUGCCAUGAGAUGGCCCUGAGGAUCGUCCUGCAUAGCCUGGACCUCCGAGCCAACUGCUACCAGCGCUACGUGGUGCCACUGCUCAGCGUCAGCGCCGAUUUCUACGUGCGCGUCUUCGUCCGCGUCUUCACCGGCCAGGCCAAAGUCAAGGCGUCGGCCAGCAAGCAGGCGCUGGUGUUCCAGUGUGUGGGCUGCGGGACCUUCCACCUUCAGCGCCUUGGCAAAGCGUUGGGAGCCCCUGGUGGCCGGGUCAAGUUCUCUGCAGCCUGUGGUCCCCCGGUCAGCCCGGAGUGUGAGCACUGUGGGCAGCGACACCAGCUUGGCGGUCCCCUGUGGGCGGAGCCCAUCCACGACCUGGACUUCGUGGGGCGUGUCCUGGAGGCUGUGAGCACCAAUCCUGGCCGCUUCCACACCUCGCAGCGAAUCCAAGGGGUCCUGAGCGUCAUCACCGAGGAGCUCCCGGACGUGCCUCUCUACUACACGCUGGACCAGCUGAGCAGCGCCAUCCGCUGCAGCACGCCCAGCCUCCUGCAGCUGCGCUCGGCCCUCCUCCAUGCUGGCUUCCGGGUCUCACUCUCUCACGCCUGUAAAAAUGCUGUGAAGACAGAUGCCCCCUCGUCAGCCCUCUGGGACAUCAUGCGCUGCUGGGAAAAGGAGUGCCCGGCGAAGCGGGAGCGGCUGUCAGAGGCCAGCCCUGCAUUCCGUAUCCUCAGCGUGGAGCCCAGGGCACCUGGCCCCCAGCGCCCCUCUGCCACGCCCCCAGGCUGCAGGCCAACUUCACGGUCCGGGAUGAUGCUAAUCCCAGCUCGCGCCAGCGAGGACUCAAGCGCUUCCAGGCUAACCCUGAGGCCAACUGGGGUCCCCGGCCCCGGGCGCGGCCUGGGGGCAAGGCAGCAGGUGACACCGUGGAGGAGAGACGCAAGCUACACCAGAAUAAGAGAAAGGAGCCAGCUGACGACCCGGUCCAGCGGGCCGCCCGGCUCAAGUCCUUUCCCUGUAAAAGAUUCAAGGAGGGCACCUGUCAACGUGGAGACCAGUGCUGCUACUCCCACAGCCCCCCGACCCCCGAGGACCCCGCCGCAGGCGCCUCCCCUGACGUUCCUGAGACCUCUUACCAGAACCUGCCGGGGUCUGGCGUUGCUGCUGGUCCAGGUGUAGACUAAGCCAAUAAAGACGUGUCACCUUGCCGACU